This is a messenger RNA of Penicilliopsis zonata CBS 506.65, 498 nucleotides long. RefSeq lists its product as hypothetical. Lineage: Eukaryota; Fungi; Ascomycota; Eurotiomycetes; Eurotiales; Aspergillaceae. The record is from RefSeq and is a predicted model, not a curated record. Gene Ontology annotation, cellular component: nuclear pore central transport channel. Gene Ontology annotation, biological process: protein import into nucleus. The transcript is spliced from 6 exons. The coding region runs from base 51 to 431 and encodes 126 amino acids.
UGCUUUCUUUGCCUGGAAUUUCCCUUGGUAUCUCUUCUACACAUCUCACCAUGGCUGACUUCAAAGGGAUCGCGGACCAGUUCGUCGGCUUCUACUACCAGACCUUUGAUGCCGAUCGAAAUGGCCUUGCUGGUCUCUAUCGCGACCACUCCAUGCUUACAUUCGAGGACUCCCCGUGCCAAGGCACUGCUGCCAUUCUGGAGAAGUUGACGAGCCUCCCCUUCCAGAAAGUCGUUCACCGGGUCGCCACCCUCGAUGCCCAGCCUGCCAGCGAAAAUGGGAGCAUUCUCGUCAUGGUCACCGGCGCUCUCAUGGUCGACGACCAGCCUCAACCCAUGAACUACUCUCAGACCUUCCAGCUUCAGCCUGAUGGACAGGGCAGCUACUUCGUCUUCAACGACAUCUUCCGCCUCGUUUACCCUGCCCAGUAAAUUGGAAUGGCGAUAAAUGGUGCUUUUGCGUACCAUCUCCAGGGGAUCAGCUUAGACAACCUUGAAG